Molecule: messenger RNA, 258 nt
Organism: Mesorhabditis spiculigera
Lineage: Eukaryota; Metazoa; Nematoda; Chromadorea; Rhabditida; Rhabditidae
Source: the annotation of a GenBank genome assembly
AUGGACUCGGUUCGUGCCUUCUGGAAGGACUUCAAGAUGGAACGUCCGCACGAUCCUCUGGCACUGGCUGCGUUCGAGACAUCGUACCGGAGGAGGGCUCGUGUCAUGGCCAACAACUUUGCCGUCAUCUUUCUCCAUUGCGCCAUUGGGGCCACCAUCAACGGGGUUCUUUUCUUGACGCCCGGCGUACGCGGCUACGUCCAGCAGAUGCCGAUGAUUCGAUUGUCGGUUUCUUCAAAGCUUUUCUUUUCAACCUUU